ACUCGGGGAGGACCGGCACGGCAAUGACAUCAGUGCUUUAAACAACUUGUUAUUCGGGAGCAAUCAGCUGCAAUUAGGUAUUAAUUAAGUAUUAUGAAAGUUGAUUAUUUAAGUGAAUUCGGCUUUCGUCUCUCCGACUAUGGCAGUUACUGGCAUUGCUGUAGAGACAUCCUGAACGACGUGUUGGAAAAGGAAGUGCACAGGACAGUCUUUCUGCAUUGUGAACAUGUUUGAGACCCCCAUGCAAAGCUGUGCUUUGUUCUGACUCCAAGUCUCCUCAGACAUGGCCGAGGAAAAUGCACCUGAAAGAACUAUAUGCACUGACGCAGCCUCAGGAAAACCCGCGAUGGCUGCCAAGCGCAAAGGCGGCCUGAAGCUAAAUGCCAUCUGUGCCAAGCUGAGCCGCCAAGUUGUCUUCGACCACGGGGCAGCUGAGCAGGCACGUGCAGACAAGGGGCCACAGCAGGAGAGCAGCAACAAGGACUUGCCCCAGCCUGGGACCAAAGAGCUGGGGACAGAGUUUUCAGAUGGACUCAGCCGCGUGCAGAAGAUCGAGGAGGACAAAAGGAGGGAGGUGAUCGAGAAGUGGGUGAACGGGGAGUACAAUGAGGAGCCCUUGCUGGGGAGAGCAGAGGGCAAGGAAUGUAAGGGCACCGAGAGUGCCGAGGUGCCCCCCGAAGGGGUUUACAUGGUGCAGCCCAAGGGCUGCAGCGAUGAGGAAGAUAACGGGGACGAGGCAGACGCUCUGAGGGGCUCGCAGGAUGGCAACUUCUUGGAUGACAGGGAUUCAGACGGGCCAGCGAAGGACGAUGCCUACCGGUCCUCCAGUGGCGAACCAGGCUCCAAGCUGGGGGCAGGAACCACCUCAGGGGAAGCUUCAUCACUGCGGGAUUACGCCGCCACCACCAUGAACGAGUUCCUGGGCAUGUUCGGCUACGACGACCAGAACAUGCGGGAUGAGCUGGCCCGCAAGAUCAGCUUCGACAAGCUGAACGCUGCUACCUCCGAGGCCACCGCCACUGCUGCCUCCCUCCCCGGCGAAGAUGCCAUGAGCAAACGAGCCCGCUUCUCCAAGUACGAGGAGUACAUCCGCAAACUGAAAGCUGGAGAGCAGCUCUCGUGGCCCAUGCACUUGGCCAAAUCUGAGGAGUUGGGCUCCAAGCUGGGCAAAGAGUCGUCCUCAGUGCUGGCACAGCCCAUUCGGGUGCCAGGUCCAGACACCUCCAUGCUGACGGAGACCAAAGCCACUAUCCUGCCACUGCCCUCUCCCAGCAGUUCCCAGAUGCAAGGCCUGAUGUCACGGGCCUCCAAAUAUGACUUCUUCAUUCAAAAGCUGAAGACAGGUGAGAGCAUCAGGCCACAAAAUGGCAACACUUACAAGAAGGCCUCCAAGUAUGACCUAGAAAAUGUCAAGUACUUGCACCUUUUCAAGCCUGGGGAAGGAAGCCCAGAUAUGGGAGGAGCCAUCGCCUUCAAGACAGGCAAGGUAGGCCGGCCUUCCAAGUAUGACGUGAGGAACAUUCAGAAGCUUACUCCAGUAAAAGCUCCAGUCCCCAGCCUGGCCCCUGCUUCCCUCGUCAGUACCCCCAGCAGCACUCCCGUGGCCGGGCCAGAGCAGUCCAUCUCAUUGCCAUUCAACACUCCUGAGUACCUGAAAUCAACUUUCUCCAAGACAGAUUCCAUCACAACUGGAACAGUCUCUACAGUAAAGAAUGGAUUACCCACUGACAAACCAGCCGUCAGCGAAGACGUAAAUAUUUACCAGAAGUACAUUGCCAGGUUCUCUGGCAGUCAGCACUGUGGACACAUACACUGCGCCUACCAGUACAGAGAACAUUACCACUGCCUGGACCCCGAGUGCAACUACCAGAGAUUCACUAGUAAACAGGACGUGAUUCGCCAUUACAACAUGCACAAGAAACGUGAUAACUCCCUGCAGCAUGGCUUCAUGCGCUUCAGCCCCCUGGACGACUGCAGCGUGUACUACCACGGCUGCCACCUCAACGGGAAGAGCACUCACUACCACUGCAUGCAGGUGGGUUGUAACAAGGUCUAUACAAGCACCUCUGAUGUGAUGACCCAUGAGAACUUUCACAAGAAGAACACGCAGCUCAUCAACGACGGGUUCCAGCGGUUCCGUGCCACGGAGGACUGUGGCACUGUGGAAUGCCAGUUCUACGGGCAGAAAACCACUCACUUCCAUUGCAGGAGACCUGGGUGUACAUUCACCUUCAAGAACAAGUGUGACAUUGAGAAGCACAAGAGCUACCACAUCAAAGAUGAUGCCUAUGCCAAGGAUGGUUUCAAGAAGUUCUACAAGUACGAGGAAUGCAAGUAUGAGGGCUGUGUCUACAGCAAGGCUACCAACCACUUCCACUGCAUAAGGGCAGGCUGUGGUUUCACCUUCACCUCCACCAGCCAGAUGACCUCCCAUAAACGCAAACAUGAGCGCCGGCACAUCCGGAGCUCGGGAGUGCUGGGCCUGCCUGCCUCACUCCUGGGCUCCAAGGAUAACGAGCAAGAGGAGUCCAGUAACGAUGACCUUAUUGACUUCUCUGCCAUGAGCUCCAAGAACUCCAGCCUGAGUGCCUCCCCGACCAGUCAGCAGUCUUCCGUUUCUCUCAUCGUCCCAGCUGCACCCUCAUCUGCAGCUGAGCUUGCUUCCUCACAGGCCACCAAAUCUGCCAACAGCAUGACACCAGCCACAAAGAUCUCUGGCCUGCUUUCCCAGGCUCUUCCCAGCAAUAUACCCUUGGCCCUGGCACUCUCCAACUCAGCACUUCCUGGAACAGCUGGAUCCUUCUUCCCCAUCAUCCCCAGUCGGGUCUCUACACCACUUUCUGCCAGCUCAGCUAAUCUGAUGACUGCUGGUUCUUCUAGCACCAAUCCAGCAUCAUCUGCUCCUACAGAUUCCUCAUCCCAGGCAGUUUCAGGAUCUGGUGAACAAGUGGCUACUUCUUCACCUGCCCCAGCAGCCUCUAUAAUGGAAAGGAUCUCUGCUAGUAAGGGAUUAAUCUCUCCUAUGAUGGCCAGGCUUGCAGCAGCUGCACUCAAGCCCUCUGUGGCACUUGAAGCAGGGAAUGGACAGCCAGCACCUCCCGGACGGUUCAAUCCAGUCCAGGUGAAGCAGGAACCUGCGGAGGCCAUGGGACCAUCCUCUGCCACCAGUCAGGACCCCUUGCAGGAGCACAGCUUGGACCUGAGUGUCAAGGACCAUGGUAAUGAAUCAAAUGGCCACACAGUCUCAGCAAAUUCAUCUCUUUUAUCCUCGCUUAUGAAUAAGAUGUCCAAGACCAGUGCCAGCCUUGGCAACCUGCUGAACAUUAAGACAGAAGGCGAAGGCAGCCAGGCUGGGGCUGGGGAGCCAACCCAGUACUUGGGCAAGGCGGUGAAGGCACUUGUCCAGGAGAAGCUCUCUGAGCCGUGGAAGAUGUACCUGCGCCGGUUUGGCACCAAGGAUUUCUGCGAUGCCCAGUGUGACUUUCUCCAUAAAGUGCAUUUCCACUGUGUGGUGGAGGAGUGCGGGGCCCUCUUCAGCACCCUGGAUGGAGCCAUCAAGCACGCCAAUUUUCACUUCCGAACUGAAGGUGGAACUGUGAAAAGCAACUCUGAGUGUCCCUUCUCAACUGCUGCUGAGAAUAAGGCUUCACUGGCCCCUUCGUCACCAUCUGCUGCUUCUGCCACCGUGGCCAGUGCUCCUGCGCUUGACAUGCCCACUCCAAAUCCAGCUGCUAUGCCCUCUGCUCCCACACUACUUGCUUGGAAGCAGCUGGCUUCAACCAUACCCCAGAUGCCUCAGAUCCCAGCAACAGUGCCUAACCUGGCAGCUUCACCCUUGGCAACGACUUCCCUGGAGAAUGCCAAGCCUCAGGUCAAACCUGGAUUUCUCCAGUUCCAGGAGAAUGAUCCCUGCUUGGCAACAGACUGCAAGUAUGCCAACAAAUUCCACUUCCACUGUCUCUUUGGGAACUGCAAGUAUGUGUGCAAAACCUCUGGAAAAGCAGAAUCCCACUGCCUGGACCACAUCAACCCCAACAAUAAUCUGGUGAAUGUGCGAGACCAGUUUGCUUACUACUCCCUGCAGUGUCUCUGUCCAAACCAGCACUGUGAAUUCCGGAUGCGAGGGCAUUACCACUGUCUGCGUCCUGGCUGCUACUUCGUGACUAACAUCACCACCAAACUGCCCUGGCACGUGAAAAAACAUGAGAAGGCAGAGAGAAGGGCAGCAAACGGCUUCAAGUAUUUUACCAAGCGGGAAGAAUGUGGCAGACUAGGUUGCAAAUACAACCAGGUGAACAGCCACUUCCACUGCAUUCGAGAGGGUUGCCAGUUCUCCUUCCUGCUCAAGCACCAAAUGACAUCCCAUGCCAGGAAGCACAUGAGAAGGAUGCUGGGGAAGAACUUUGAUCGUGUUCCUUCUCAGGUUAUUGGCCACACUCCAAGAAAUGAAAAUCUCCCCCAGGUUGGCAGCAUGGCACCCAGCCCAGCCUCAUCAGGAACCCCAGCUUCCUUUCAGGGACCCCCAAGCAUGAUGGACACUGAAACAGAGGAGUACAUGGAUUACACUGGCUGUAGCCCUGGGGCUAUCUCCUCUGAAUCUUCCAAUAUGGACCGCAGCUGCUCCAGCACUCCAGUGGGCAAUGAAAGUACAUCAGCAGGGAACACCAUCACUAUGCCAACUGCCUCGGGGGCCAAAAAGCGUUUCUGGAUUAUUGAGGACAUGUCCCCAUUUGGCAAGCGCCGCAAGACCGCGUCCUCACGCAAGAUGCUGGAUGAGGGGAUGAUGCUGGAGGGGUUCCGGCGCUAUGACCUCUACGAGGACUGCAAGGACUCCAGCUGCCAGUUCUCUCUCAAGGUUACCCACUACCACUGCACUCGGGAGAACUGUGGCUACAAGUUCUGUGGCCGUACCCACAUGUAUAAGCACGCCCAGCACCACGACCGUGUCGACAACCUGGUAUUGGAUGAUUUCAAACGCUUCAAGUCCUCACUGAGUUGUAACUUCCCAGACUGUCAGUUCUCUGGCAAUAGCACACACUUCCACUGUCUGCGCUGCGGCUUCCGCUGCACUGACAGCACCAAGGUGACAGCCCACCGCAAGCACCACGGCAAGCAGGACGUCAUCAGCGCCGCCGGCUUCUGCCAGUUCAGCUCCAGCGUGGACUGCGAGGUGCCUGACUGCAAGUACAAACUCAAAUGCUCCCACUUCCACUGCACCUACCCUGGCUGCAAGCACACAGUGGUGGGGAUGUCACAGAUGGACUCUCACAAGCGCAAACACGAGAAGCAGGAGCGAGGGGAGCUGCCUGCCAUCUCUCCCGGCCCCGAGGGCCUUGCCCACUCCACUCUUGAGUACGAUAUCCAGAACUCUUCCAUCAACCUGGACAGUUCCCUCAACCUCAGCACUGACAACAACAGCUCCCUCUUCUUCCUGCAGAACGCUGCUGGGGUGGGACUCAGUGACUCCCUGGACCUCAGCAAGAAGCAGGCAGAAGUGACCGAGGGCCCGUCCCCCAGCAGAGCCGGGGGCGCGCCACAGGAGAGGAGCGCGGGGGCACCUGGCUCUGGUGAUGUGGAGGAUGAGGAUGACUCUUCUCAAGAGGAUGAAGAGGACGAUGAGGAGGAGAUGAAUGAAGAAGAGGAGGAUGAUGAAGAGGAGGAUGACGAUGAUGAUGAGGAGGAGGAUGAGGAGGAGGAAGACCUGAACACAGAUUCUGAAGAAUCGCUGCCAGACCCUGAAGGCCUGGCCACUAAAGAAGAUGGAGAACCAGAGGAGGGUGCUUCUUCCACAGACCAUGGAGAUGCUUCCAGGCCACAGGGCGAGCCAGCCCUCACUCCAGCCCCACCUCCUGCCCCUGCUUCAGCUCCGGCUGCUGCCUCAGCCUCCACCGUGGCUCCAGCAGCUUCUCCUUAAUCCUAGAGACAGCGACGGCAGUGGUUUGGUUUUUCUCUUACACAGAAUUAUUACGAGGACCCCGUAUGAGGCAAGAACAAAGAUGGGGAUGGCAAAUGAAAAACAAACUCUGUGCCACAAAUGAGAGAGAGGAAGGAAGGAAACCCCUGCUCCUCCCCAGGCCCCAGGAGAGAUUGGUUCGCAGCAGGACUGGUGCUGCAUCACUCCAUUCUACAGAUCCCGGAACAAGGGAGCAGGAUGCAGCAAAAAAUACCCUUUAUAGGGACAUGAACCCUGAGGGUACCCACUGCUUUUCCUUGCUCCCUGCACGGUGCGUGGGGCCUGUGCCCAUCUGGGGACCCUUUUUCAUGGGUGGGGCUCUAUCCCCCCAGUUUUCUUUCUGGGUUUUAUUUUUCUAUGUUUUCAGUUGUAUGAUAAUAAUAAUAAUCUCCACUUCUUGGAGGGGGGGUGGGUGGGAACAAGAGGUAAUGAAUUUUACAAAUAUAUAUUUGUGUGUGUGUCUCUCUAUAUAAUGUACACACACACACACAUAUAUAAAAUUAAAGGAAUUGGUGUCACAAAGACAAGUAGCUCAGCUUUUGCCAGUGGGAAGGAGGGGGUGAGGAGUGUGCUCUCUCUCUCCACCCUUCCCCCUUCUUUCUCCAGCAUUAAAUGGCAUCAGACAGCCAGGGUGGGAGUGGGUAUUUAUUGUCACAUAAAUGAGGAUGCAUUAAUGAAUGAGCAGGGGUGGGAAUGGGAGACUCCUCUGUUCUUCCAGAUCCUUUUUACUGUUAAUGAUAAUAAUUUUGAAUGCUAUUUAUAUUGUAAAACUUUAUCAGUCUACACUUUCUCUGUAGGACACCUCUCCUCAUCCCUGCUGUUCUGACUGUAGGGAUUUAGCUGAAGUAACCUGGGAAGAGCACAGCAGGCAGUUUAAAGGGUCUGUCACACUGGAGGACUGGGGUUACUCCGCCAUCCAGUUCCAUCUCAUCCCAACUCCUGGGUGCUUCCUCUCUGCGGAGGGUGAGGCGUUUUUGUGGUGCUUCAGUAUCCCCAUCUCAGGAGGCUGUGAGCUGCCCCUGCCCCAUGGUGCAGCACAGGAGCAUCCUGGUCACUAAAACUGCCUUGAGAAAGGGCCCUGCUCUGCCCCAGGCAGUCAGACCAGGACAGGGGCCGGUCCCAGGCCCUGGUCCCAGCCCUGUGCUGCAGACACGCCGGUCCGUGAUGGACACAGCUCUCAGGUGACGCUGGCAGGGCACGCCCUGGGCCUGCUGGGGUGUCCUGCUCAGCUCUGGGGAGGGACACAGCCCUGCUCUGCAGCAGGACCUACUGCCUCAUCCUGGGUUUGGCACUUACAGACCCUGCUGCAGCCCCACAGCCCAGAGACUGUAAGUGCUGGGGAGGUGCCCCCUAAGAAUUGCUGCAGGUCUGGGCCAUCCUGGCAUACUUGGACAGGUAGGGCUGAGGGCUUGGGCACUGCAUAAGCAAUUGCAACUGCACUGUGUUGAGACCUGCCACCUCCAGCAGCUUGGGCUCUGCCCUGGUUCCGAGCUCUCCCCUGCUAUCUUUUCCUGGCCUGCUCUGGGAGCACACACUACAGGACACUGUCCCAGGCUCUGGCAGGUGUGACAGUUUGACCCCAAAUCCUUGAGCCCAAAAGGGCUUGUCUACACACCAGGGCACCAGAAGGACUUGUAUGAAUUAAUUGUGAUAGUUAUUUUGGUGCCAGUUUUAAUAUAUACCAGAUUGUUCUGAGCUUUGUCCUUUUUUAAAAAAAAAAAAAUCUUUUUUUAUACCAUGCAGGCACCCUCUCCCCUCCUCAGCUCUAAGGGAUCCCUAAGAUUUGUUUUCACCCUGAACAGAUAAAGGCCCCAUGAAGUUUAGGUUGCUAAUUUUUUUUGUUAUUUCCCUAAGGAACUGGUGCAGAUCAGGUCUGAUUUAUAAACAAGCAGUUCAGCUGUGUAAAUGUGGGGACAGAAUGUUCAGCUAAUGUUUCAAAAGGAAAGGAAAAAAAAAGUUGUACAGUAUUUUUCCUGUAAAGGUUAUUACUAUAUAUAGAACAAAAGAGAAACCACCAAUGCCAAGGGGUGGAGGGGGAGGUGUCACCUGCCUUCUGGAUAGCCCUUACAUAUGGUUAGUUUUGUGCAAUUUUUUUUCUCCUUUUUUUUUCUCUCUUUUUUUUCCUUUUUUUUUUUUUUUUUCUUUUUUUUUUCUUUUUUUUCUUUUUUUUCUCUCUUUCAAUGUAGUGUAUGUUUAUAGGGGUGGCAGGGGAGGGGGGGCCUUAAUGCUGUGGUUUGAGGCUGACUUCACACUCCCAGCACUGACCAGACCUGCACGAUUCCGAACUCUAACUUGAAUUUUGUAGAGAUGAAACAAAUGAAAACAAAUGACAUAUUAUCACUAGUUUGUAGUUUAUUUAAUUCUUUGGAGUUCUUUUCCUCUAUCAGCUAUUUGUGUGGCUUUUAUUUUUAUAGGGAUUUUUUGUUGUUGUUGUUUGUUUGUUUUUUGUUUUGUUUGAUAUAUCCCCUGCCCUCAGCUGUGUGUUUCCUAGCACAACCCCAUUCUUGAAUAGAAUGAAGCUCACUGUCCUUGGGCAGAAUGAUGAAAUGAUGCCCUGGAAUUUCUCAAAAUGGGAUGGGGAAAAAAGAUUUUAUUUUACUAGCAUUUGCUGCAGGUUCUUUACUUGUACAUUUUCCCUGUGUUCAGCUACUUAGAUAGUAUGGUGAUGGGCUCCAGGAGGAAUCCUUAGAUUAACACAAGCCACAUCUUGCAAAGCAGAUGUGAUUAUUUUGUACCGCCAAAAUCAACAGGAUCUCUGUCAGUGACUGUGGGAGCAGGACCAAGCCCUCCUGGGAGCGUGUCCUGCCCGGGCACACGGAGCUGGUGCUUCCUUGGGCCACUCGUGUCCCUGCUCUGGCAGCUGGAGCCUGCACUGUGACAGCUUUGCCUCUGUCACAGCUCCCCGGGCUGAGUGGCUGCACACGCUGGGGAAGGCAGAAGUGUGGAGGAAGGGGAGGAGAUGGGGCAGGGGGCCCAUCCCGGGGCCAGCUGCCCCCUGUGAACUCAUCCCGUGGGGCUGAGUGUGCCGGCAGGGCCCACGUUUAUCUAUGCACACCAUUUUGUCCCCCCAGGCAUCCAACUUCUCCCUGACAUCUCAGCCCUUCUCCCAGACUUCUGUCACCUCUUCUCUAGGAGCCGGCGCGGGGAAUGAGGGUUCUUUCCCAACAGGCUCCUGCUAAAGGUGGCCCCUGAGCAGGGCCUGGCCCUGUCCUUCUCCCAGUCCCGUUCCUGUAACUCUCACACUGUCUCUGUUUGCAACAACAACAAAAGAAAGUUGAACCUGACUUUUUAUUCUGCCAUGUUCAGGCUUUAAUUCAGCAAAACCCUUAAGCAGAUGACUCUGAGUGGGCCCAGGUUUAAGCUCGAGCUUAAGUGCUUUUUCUGAACAAGGGCCUCAACAGCCCAACGACCCCAUCAGAGCAGGUGGUUUGUCUUUGCAAGCUCUCAUAUCAAUGGGACUGUCUAAAGAAUGACCAGAGAAAGAGGGAGAUUCAACUGGCUCCGUAAGGAGGGGAAAGAGGAGAGAGGGAAUGAACCUAUUUUGUCCAAAACAAGAUAAAAACCAAACAAAAUAAACCUUGAGAUGGACCCUCCUGAUUCUACUACCAUUCACUGCUGAAGAGCAAAAAAAAAAAAAACAAAAAACAAAAAAACUUGACUAGAUUGUUCAUUCUAGCCACAAACUCAACUGGAUUAAAGUCUGCGUGGAAGGAAUUUUGUAAAGAAAAAAAAAUUUCAAAAAAAUUUUCCAAUGUAGCAAAAAAAGCAACUUUAAAAAACAAAAAUUAAAAAAAGACAAUGAGGGAGGAUUCUAGCCUUUUGUAAUAUCCAUAUUGCACACUAGGACUAUAAGCCAUUGCUAGCUCAUUUUGAAUUUUAAAUGUGUAAUUUUAUUUUGUUUUGUUGUUGUUUUUUUUCUUUCCAUGGGGGAGGGGGGGAAAUAAAUGCUUGAACCACCAAUGCUCUUUUUAAUGUUUUAUAAAUAUGUAUGUGUAUAUAUAUAAAUAUAAAAAUAAUAUGUAUGCACAUAUAUAUGUGUGUGUGUAUAUAUCUAUAUGUAUAUACAUAUAUAUAGAUAUAUAGAUAUAUAUAUAGGUUUUGAGACAAAAAUGCAGAAAGUGAAAAAAAACACCCUAAACAGGAUGGUGUGCUCUGAUUUACUUGAAUCUGGUCUCUUCAGCACCUGCAUUAUUAAGAACUGAAUAUUUUUCCACUUGAAUUUAGUGCUAUUAGAAAUUUAAUAUAUGUGUUUUAUUUAUUUGAUUUUUUUUUGCAUGACUGAUGCAAGGUUUGACAUUUUCACUCAAUAAAAACUGGAAAAAAAAAAACCCAAAGUUUUAAGUGA
Molecule: messenger RNA, 10298 nt
Organism: Prinia subflava (tawny-flanked prinia)
Lineage: Eukaryota; Metazoa; Chordata; Aves; Passeriformes; Cisticolidae
Gene: CASZ1
Product: castor zinc finger 1
Exons: 19
Coding region: 284-5914 (1876 amino acids)
Biological process (GO): positive regulation of transcription by RNA polymerase II; regulation of neuron differentiation
Cellular component (GO): nucleus
Molecular function (GO): RNA polymerase II transcription regulatory region sequence-specific DNA binding; DNA-binding transcription factor activity, RNA polymerase II-specific
Source: RefSeq, a predicted model, not a curated record